Molecule: messenger RNA, 942 nt
Organism: Arctia plantaginis
Lineage: Eukaryota; Metazoa; Arthropoda; Insecta; Lepidoptera; Erebidae
Source: the annotation of a GenBank genome assembly
AUGGAAUCACUGACAAAGAGCCAUCUGUUAGAAUGGCGUCCAAAUGCUGUACAAGAGAUAAGAAAAAUAUAUAAUCUAGACAUGCCAGGGAGAAUUGAAGAAGCAAUAAACAUUUUGGAAAAAUGGGUUGAAAAACAAGAUCAUUUUGUUAAGAAAGAUUUCAAAAGGGACUAUUUGGAAAGAACUUUAAUAGUGUGUAAAGGCUCCGUGGAAAAAUCUAAGAAGCAGAUAGAUAAGCUAUGCACCCUGAAGACGCUCUUGCCACAUUUCUUCACGAAGACCAACGUAAAGUCGGAGUUGAGGGACAUCUUGAAUCUAGGAUGCAUGGUCCCGAUGCCAGUUAUGACAGAAGACUUCAGCAGAGUAAUUAUUCUGAGGAACAGCGACGAAAACCUUAAAGAAGAAAAUAUAACAGAGUUUUUCCAGUUCAAUAUGAUUCUCUCUGAAUAUUUAAAAGCAAAUGAGUACACAAAUGGAAUAAUAGUUGUAUUCGAUUUUCGACAAGUCAACAUAAUUAACUUGAUAACAAAAAUCAACACAGUGGAAUUACAACAAUUCUCAUCAAUACUUAUUGAAGGAUACGGUGUCAGAGUAAAAGGAAUACAUGUGUUAACACCCUCAAAAGCUGUAGAACUGCUAGUCAAAUUAAUGAAACAAUUUGUCAGUGAAAAGAUAUCAAGCAGGAUUCACGUGCAUAAUACUAUGGAAGAAAUAUAUGAAUAUAUACCAAGGGAGUUGCUACCAUUUGACUAUGGUGGAAACCAGAAAUCCUUUGAUAAAUUAAGCUUGGAAUGGGUCGAUGAACUCAGUGGCGAUAAACACGUUGAAUACAUGAAGAUGAUGAACAAAGCCUGUACAAAUGAAAGUUUAAGGAGCAAAGAUACAUUUAACCAAGAAUAUAUGGGAAUGCCCGGUUCCUUUAGAAAUUUAAGUGUGGAUUGA